Messenger RNA from Amphimedon queenslandica, 963 nucleotides. Its product is annotated as sporozoite surface protein 2-like. The transcript has 4 exons. Lineage: Eukaryota; Metazoa; Porifera; Demospongiae; Haplosclerida; Niphatidae. The coding region runs from base 1 to 963 and encodes 320 amino acids. The record is from RefSeq and is a predicted model, not a curated record.
AUGGACUAUAUUCUCAUUAUUCUGCCCAUAUUAACGCACAGUAAGCUACAAGUCAAAGAGAGUAAGAAACAAGACCUUAAAGGCAUUGGAAUGAUGAAAGUCAAGAUAAAGAGAAUGAUGACUUUCACUUGUCUGGAUUUUCUCAAUAAAAAAAAAAGCAUAUGGAUACUCCUACUGAGAACGAGAUGUUUCAAGAAGACAGAAAUUCCAGAGUUUGUAUUGGAAAUAACAGUUCCUGAAGCAACUACCAGCAAUCCAGCCACUACCAGCAAUCCAACCACUACCAGCAAUCCAGCCACUACUAGCAAUCCAGCCACUACCAGAAAUCCAGCCACUACUAGCAAUGCAGCCACAACCAGCAAUCCAGCCACUACCAGCAAUCCACUGAAUCCAGCAACUACCAGCAAUCCAGCCACUACCAGUAAUCGACUGAAUCCAGCAACUACUAGCAAUCCACUGAAUCCAGCCACCACCAGCAAUCCAGCCAACACCAGCAAUCCAGCAACUACCAGCAAUUCAGCCACUACCAGCAAUCCAGCCACAACCAGCAAUCCAGCCACUACCAGCAAUCCAGCCACUACCAGCAAUCCAGCCACUACCAGCAAUCCAGCCACUACCAGCAAUCCACUGAAUCCAGCCACUACCAGCAAUCCAGCCACUACCAGCAAUCCAGCCACUACCAGCAAUCCAGCAACUACCAGCAAUCCACUGAAUCAAGCAACUACCAGCAAUCCACUGAAUCCAGCCACUACCAGCAAUCCAGCAACCACCAGCAAUCAAGUCACUACCAGCAAUCCAGCCACUACCAGCAAUCCACUGAAUCCAGCCACUACCAGCAAUCCAGCCACUCCGCAAUCCAGUCACUAUGAGCAAUCCAGCCACUACCAGCAAUCCACUGAAUCCAGCAACUACCAGAAAUCCACUGAAUCCAGCCACCACCAGAAAUCCAGGCACUACCAGUAA